GCGACGUAGCAACACUCCUUUCCACCCAAAUAAUCCAUUUGGACUCAAUUUUCAUCACACAAACACACUCCCUCUCUCUCCAAUGGACCUAAGAUGAACAUUCUCCGACCUCCUCCGACUUCGUCUUCGUCGUUUCCUCCAUACACAAACUCCGUCACUUUAACCGCCGCCGCUUCUUUCACUCCCACCCACAACCCCAUAUCCCUCUGCUCUAUCAACCCACUCCCCACAAACCGCCACUUUUUCGUACGGUCCGCCUCCGGAACUGCCAACAGUUCCGCCGGAGACCUCUCCUCAUUCUUAGGCUCUUCUCCAGAACCUUACUCAACACACAACGACCAAGAGCUUCUGUCUCUCCUCCGAAACAGAAGAACAGACGAAGCUUGGGCUAAGUAUGUCCAAUCCACUCAUCUCCCUGGCCCCACAUGUCUUAGCCGUUUAGUUUCACAAUUGUCUUAUCAAUCCAAACCAGAGAGUCUCACGCGCGCGCAGUCCAUCCUCACGCGCCUCAGAAAUGAGCGCCAGCUCCAUCGCCUCGACGCUAACUCUCUCGGCCUCCUCGCCAUGGCCGCCGCGAAGUCAGGUCAGACGCUUUACGCCGUCUCCGUUAUCAAGUCAAUGCUCCGUUCUGGGUACUUACCUCACGUUAAGGCUUGGACUGCUGCAGUAGCUAACCUCUCUGCUGCUGGUGACGAUGGACCUGAAGAGUCUAUCAAACUCUUUACGGCUAUUACACGAAGAGUUCAACGCUUUGGAGAUCAAUCUUUGGUUUCUCAGUCUAGGCCUGAUACUGCUGCGUUCAACGCUGUGCUUAACGCUUGUGCGAAUAUUGGUGAUACUGAGAAGUAUUCGAAGUUGUUUGGUGAGAUGUCUGAGUGGGAUUGUGAACCUGAUGUGUUGACAUAUAAUGUAAUGAUUAAGCUGUGUGCUAGAGUUGGAAGGAAGGAGCUGAUUGUGUUUGUUGUGGAGAGGAUUAUUGAGAAGGGAGUUAAGGUUUGUAUGACUACGAUGCAUUCACUUGUUGCGGCUUAUGUUGGUUUUGGUGAUUUGAGAACUGCAGAGAGGAUUGUUCAAGCUAUGAGGGAGAGAAGGAGAGAUCUUUGUAAGGUUUUAAGAGAAUGUAAUGGAGAGGAUUUGAAGGAGAAAGAAGAGGAAGAAGAAGAAGAAGAAGAAGCAGAAGAUGGGUUUGAUGAUGAAGAAGAUACAGUUUAUACUGCUCGGGAUGAAGUGGUCGAAGAAGGGUCUGAGGAUAUGUUCAAGAAGUUGUUGCCUAACUCGGUUAACCCGAGAGAAGAACCACCAUUGUUGCCUAAAGCCUUUGCUCCUGACUCAAGGAUCUACACAACGUUAAUGAAAGGUUACAUGAAGAAUGGGCGUGUGGCGGAUACAGCUAGAAUGCUUGAAGCGAUGAGGCGUCAAGAUGAUAGAAAUAGCCACCCAGAUGAAGUUACCUACACAACGGUUGUGUCAGCUUUUGUAAAAGCCGGGUUGAUGGAUAGAGCAAGACAAGUGUUAGCUGAGAUGGCUAGGAUGGGUGUACCUGCGAAUAGGAUUACAUACAAUGUCCUCCUCAAAGGAUAUUGUAAGCAGCUACAGAUAGAUAAGGCUGAGGAUUUGCUAAGAGAGAUGGCUGAAGAUGCAGGGAUUGAGCCAGAUGUUGUGUCCUAUAACAUUAUAAUAGAUGGAUGCAUUCUUAUAGAUGACAGCGCAGGAGCUUUGUCGUUCUUCAAUGAAAUGAGAACGAAAGGGAUUGCACCAACUAAGAUUAGUUACACUACUUUGAUGAAGGCUUUUGCAAUGUCGGGGCAACCAAAGUUGGCUAAUAGGGUGUUUGAUGAGAUGAUGAGGGAUCCAAGGGUCAAAGUUGAUUUGAUUGCGUGGAACAUGUUGGUUGAAGGGUAUUGCAGGCUAGGUUUGAUUGAAGAUGCAAAGAGAGUAGUUUCGAGGAUGAAAGAAAACGGGUUUCACCCAAACGUGGCGACUUAUGGGAGUCUAGCUAAUGGGGUUUCCUUGGCGAGGAAGCCAGGUGAGGCGCUUUUGCUAUGGAAGGAGAUAAAGGAAAGGUGUGUGGUGGUGAAGAGAGAAGAAUCUGAAGGAGAUUCUUCUCCUCCGAUGCUGAAACCUGAUGAAGGGUUGUUAGAUAUGUUAGCUGAUAUAUGUGUGAGAGCUGCGUUUUUCAAGAAAGCAUUGGAGAUAAUCGCGUGUAUGGAAGAGAAUGGGAUACCUCCGAACAAAACCAAGUUUAAGAAGAUCUAUGUGGAGAUGCACUCGAGGAUGUUCACUAGCAAACAUGCGUCACAAGCUAGGGUAGAGAGGAGGGUGGAAAGAAAGAGAGCGGCUGAAGCUUUCAAGUUUUGGCUUGGUUUGCCUAAUUCUUACUAUGGCAGUGAGUGGAAGUUAGGUCCAAGAGACGACUAG
Molecule: messenger RNA, 2418 nt
Organism: Eruca vesicaria subsp. sativa (arugula)
Lineage: Eukaryota; Viridiplantae; Streptophyta; Magnoliopsida; Brassicales; Brassicaceae
Source: the annotation of a GenBank genome assembly